GCAACACUUUGCCAGUGUGGAUGUGGAACUUUUCUCUACCUAUUCAUUAUGUACGAGUCAACUGACCAGUAAUUUUAAGAUUAAGGGCAAUGGGUGCAACACCGAGUCGCUAUGAAGAUCUCUCCAAGAAUGUGCACCUGGGAAGAUUCUGUGGGAGACAAAGCAUACCCACGAAUGAUCCAUUUUGGAGUACAUUUCUAUCUUAUAAUAUACGACCACCUAUUACGAGGAAUGAUCAGAUAGAAUUGGAUUCUCGUUUGGAUUCAUCGUGUCAACAAUUACUUGUUAAUAAUUUGAUUACUGGCAAUUUUGGUACUCUAAUACAAAUAGCUUUGAUACGCAUCAAUGAAUUACUAGCACCUGUACAGAAUCAAAAUAUAAUAUCGGCAUGGCAAACAUACAAUGCAUUGUUUGCUGUAAGAUGUAUUUUAAAAUACCUCAUUGAGAUUGUUGGUGAAGAACAAAUGCUAAAUCAUAUUGAAGCACCACAAACAGCAAAUGAUGCACUUCCUUCUUAUAGAUUAGCAUAUUUUAUUGAAGCAUUGAUUGAACUUAUUACAGAUGUACCUUUAUGUGAAUUUACAUAUGUUGUUCACUUGGAGGCGAUUAAUUGUUUACUUGUGUUGCUCUCGGUGCAAUUAUUUUCUCAAACUGCAGCCGAAUACAGCACAGUAUAUAGGAUAGCAAUGCACGCGCAUCUGAAUCAACAUGCAUCUACUAUGGUGUGUACACUGUUGCACAAUUUUAUUCAACAGGAGCACGCUCCCCCGGGAUUACUGACGCAACAGUCGGGGGGUAGUAUUGUAUUCAGUAUUGCUGCUGGGUUGUGGAAUGUAAUAAGAAUGGGCAUAGGCAGUAGUUCGAAAAAUAUACAGGUUGCACAUAAUGGCACUGCUGAAGAUGAAGAGAAAAAACGCGAUACGGAAACUCCGCUCGCUAGUCAAUCCCUAUUGCUUUUACUGGUUCUGACGAAUCACUGUACUGCUACACAAAAUCCAUAUAGGAACGCGCUUUUCUCUUUUAUAGAUAUGCAAGAAGAUCAUACUAUAUCGCAAGGGAAAGCAAUUGAUACCUUUAAAUUUAAUUUAAAUAAAUUAUAUAAUACCAUUUGUAAAAUACCAAAUACAGACGAAGUCACGCUUCUUCUCUACAUGCUGUUACAUAGAAACUCGAGUGUAAAACAGGAUAUAAUGAGAAGGCCAGACAUACAACUACUGGUAACUCCAAUAUUACAAAUAUUAUAUCAUGCGCCAAAUAAUACAUCCCAUCAUAUUUAUAUGUCUCUUAUCAUCUUGCUAAUUUUAAGCGAAGAUGAAACGUUUAACAAACGAAUACACGAAAUUAUGCUUAAAGGUGUAACAUGGUAUACUGAGAGAUCCAUAAGCGAAAUAUCAUUAGGUGGUCUUUUAAUUCUUGUAGUGAUUCGCACGAUACAAUAUAAUAUGUUUAAAAUGAGAGACAAAUAUCUUCACACAAACUGUCUGGCAGCCUUAGCAAACAUGUCUGCCCAAUUCACAUCCUUACACCCUUAUGUUAGUCAGAGGUUAUUAAGUCUGUUUGAAACUCUUGCAAAAAAACAUGCACGGUUAGAAGCAAGAAUUCUAGAAUUAACACAGUCAACAACUCUCCCUUCCAAUAAUAGUGUUGUUCUUGAUACAACUAUUGAUACGAUUAUAUAUAUAUAUAUAUAUACAUAUAUAAGGUCCGAUUACAUCAACGUUACUGUAUCUUUUAUAAAUGAGAUUCAAGACUUGACUAUACUUGAGGAAGUCUUACGGAUGGUGCUAGAAAUUAUAAAUAGUUGUUUAACCCAUAGGUUAGCGCACAAUCCGAAUUUAAUUUACACUUUAUUAUAUAAAAAAGACGUCUUUCAACCAUUUAGGACACAUUCUGCUUUUCAAGAUAUUGUACAAAAUAUUGAUUCUGUAAUUAAUUUUUUCUCGUAUAAAUUGGAACAAAAAGAUCAAUCACAAUUAGGUGUUAGUCAAGUAUUAUCCACUAUACGGCAAGGAACUUUAGAAUGGCCAAGAGAUCGUUUAAGAAAAUUCCCAGAAUUGAAGUUCAAAUAUGUAGAAGAAGAACAACCGGAGGAAUUUUUCAUUCCUUACGUGUGGAGUGUCGUUUGUCAAGGAGCGUUAUUACAUUGGAAUGCGGAGAAUAUAAAAUUAUUUUCUCCUAAUAAUGGCGAAGCAACCAUCAUUGUUUGCUGAUACUGAGAUGAGGGGUGCAUUCUUCUAUAAAUAUUCAAAGCGAUGACACAAGUUGAUACGCAAAACUUAAUAAGUUUGUAAUAGAAAUUGUCAAAAA
Messenger RNA from Trachymyrmex cornetzi, 2307 nucleotides. Its product is annotated as dymeclin. The record is from RefSeq and is a predicted model, not a curated record. The transcript is spliced from 12 exons. Gene Ontology annotation, biological process: Golgi organization. Bases 90 to 2210 code for a protein of 706 amino acids. NCBI's taxonomy places the organism in Eukaryota, Metazoa, Arthropoda, Insecta, Hymenoptera, Formicidae. Gene Ontology annotation, cellular component: Golgi apparatus.